Messenger RNA from Geodia barretti, 763 nucleotides. Lineage: Eukaryota; Metazoa; Porifera; Demospongiae; Tetractinellida; Geodiidae. The record is from the annotation of a GenBank genome assembly.
AAGCCAUGCGUUGGACUCACAUUUGAGUCCCAGGUUCCAGAUAAACCACGCGUUGGACUCACAUUUGAGUUCCAGGUUCAGGGUAAGCCACGCGUUGGACUCACAUUUGAGUCCCAGGUUCCAGGUAAGCCACGCGUUGGACUCACAUUUGAGUCCCAGGUUCCAGAUAAGCCACGCGUUGGACUCACAUUUGAGUCCCAGGUUCAGGGUAAGCCACGCGUUGGACUCACAUUUGAGUCCCACGUUCCAGAUAAGCCAUGCGUUGGACUCACAUUUGAGUCCCAGGUUCCAGGUAAGCCACACGUUGGACUCACAUUUGAGUCCCAGGUUCAGACUGAGAUCGACCAAUACACAAACUGCAACUGUGAGUCUGGAGCAAAGUGCAUACUGAUAUCGAACUGCGAGUAUUUCAAUGCCAACAACUUCUCGACGGCCAUCCAGAGGAAAUCUGAAAAUCUCCAAGACACUCCAGACUACCAGCCCGGCCGCACCUACUACUUUACCAGAAACUGAGUGUUUGAAGAUCCUAAUUCUCCAGUCACUGAGAGUUUUUCAUUUUCUCCUAGCUAACAGUCCUUUAAUUUUUUGCUAAUUUUUCCAUACUGAGAGUUUAAAGGCCGAUUUAUGUAUAUUUACUUUUGAGAUUUCAAGUAUAUCCAUGCUGAGGGGUUAAAGGCAAAUGAUAUAACAGCCAUGUAGUUGAGUUGCUUUGUACAAUCCACAUAAGCUUAUUGUGCAUUUAUUGUGUUGUGGUGUUAGUGUA